AUGUUCAACUUCGCCUGGUUCAAGUCGUCCAAGGAAGAGGCUCCUGCGGCCACCUGGAACGCCAACACGUUGACCAUGGAGCAGCCUUCCAGCCCGGCGGCUCCCCAGCAGCAGCAGCAGCAACAGCAGGUGGUGACCGACCAACCCUCCUCCCAGGAACCCAUGCAAAUGACCCUCCGAGGCGGUGGUUCGGGCGGCGUCUGCUGCGGAAUCUGUGCCGGUCUCGCCUGCUUCGAAUGCUGUGAGAUUUGCUGUUAA
This is a messenger RNA of Aspergillus steynii IBT 23096, 258 nucleotides long. RefSeq lists its product as uncharacterized. The transcript has 3 exons. NCBI's taxonomy places the organism in Eukaryota, Fungi, Ascomycota, Eurotiomycetes, Eurotiales, Aspergillaceae. The record is from RefSeq and is a predicted model, not a curated record. The coding region runs from base 1 to 258 and encodes 85 amino acids.